AUGCCCUCGACGAUGCCGUCGCCACACCAGAAAGACGGCUCUGGUGGUCGCGACAUCCUCCCGCCGUCAUCGGACGCCACUGCCGCCGCCCCCGUUGCCGCCAUCGACGGACUCGCCCAGCUCGCAGCCGCCGCAGCGCCGCCUUCGCCCCCGACAAAUCGGCCGCCCUCCAACUCGAAACCCUCGCCCCUGGCCGCACUCGCAGAUGGAGAGACGCCGGCAAAGCGGGGAUCCAACCUUGCCUGCCUCAAGUGCCGGGCCAUCAAGGUGCGCUGCUCUAGGGCCAAGCCAACCGAUGUACGCUGCAAACGCUGCAACCGCCUCGACCUCUCCUGCGAGUACAAGCAGCACCAUCGCGGCCGCAAGCCCAAGAAGCGCCAAAAGACGGGCACAGACACCCUGCCAGACGACUCCAACGCUUCGCCCUCGGCCCAGUAUGCUUCCGACUCCGAUGCCAACGGCGACGACCCCUCAAACGCCCGCCCCGACCCCGACUCGCCGAGCGGCAACAGCAAUCACGAACCUGCACCCGAUCCCGGCGAUUCCAUCCACGGCCGGUUCAUCGGCCCCUACCUUUCAGCCAUCCUCAACCCCGCCACCACCCUCUCACGGCGCGAGGUGAGGCCACCGGCCCCAUCGGAUGCAUCUCUGUCUCCUCUGGACCCUCGCCUCGCCUCGUCUGGCUCAAACUCAAAGCAAGGCGCCCCUUUGUCAUCGGAUGCGGCCAGCAACGGCGCAGCUACUUGGUCGCUGGCGCCUUUCGACCGCGAGCCGACUCCUACGAGGGAUGCGGUCACCCAGCGUCUCAUCUCCCUGCGACAAGCGACCGAGCUGUUCGACUACUUCUUCGCCGAGCUCAACCCUCCACUGGCCCUAUUCGAUCCAAACUUGCAUACCGUCGACUAUUGCCGACAUCAACGGCCCCUGGUCUUUUCUGCCAUCAUAGCCACAUCGACCCGGUUCUGCCGCCCUGACCUCCACCCGCGCUGUCAGGCCCUCAACCGGUCGGCGAUGUCGCAAGCGGCGGCCGAGGAGGCUUGCUCCAUUGACCACAUACAGGCCCUUAUCACGGCCAUUACAUGGAAGGACCCGACUGAUCGCACCACCAACCGCAAGCUGCGCCGCGCAAUCGGCUACGCUUUUGAACUCGGCCUGCUUUUCAGCUUCGAAGAGUUCCGCAGUGAGGUGGACAGCAUCGAUGCGGCCAGGACUUCUGCCGCGGAGAAUUCGACUCCUGGUCCCUCGGACGCGUCCACCGCGCAGCAGGGCUCGGGGUCAACCGUUUCAUCUUCCAUCCUUCGAAGGCGCGAGGAGAGGGAUCGGCAGCGGACCUGGAUCAUGCUCUGCCUCGUUCAGGCGGUGCUCAACCAGGGAGACCGCGACCACAGGCCCCUUCCACUUCAGAUACCCCUCCGCUACCAUCCCGACAUGACCACCUGGUACCAUUGCGGCGGCGACAUUACGCUCAACAUCGACGCCCGGCUCGCUUGGUCGCUGGAGACGGUAGCUCUCUUCCACGAAGUUGAUGACAUCGUCGAACUGACCACGCGGAAUCCCAACCCGACAAGUUUCGGUGUGCUCUUCCACACCUUCGGUCAGCGCGCCGACACGAUUCGAAGGCGUUGGUUCAAGGUGUCGAACGGACAGUACCGCGCACGAUACCCAAUGGAUGAAUCCGCAGUCGCCGAGCUUCCUUAUCUGGACGCGCAUCGCCAGAUGUUCCUCAGCGAACUGCACUGGCACUGGUCCUGCAAGGUCGCCGCUUUCAACGAGAAAUCGCUGCAAGCUACGCGCAGCACCCGCGCGGCCGCGGCCGACUUCCUCGCUCAGCCUGGAAUCUGCUUUGCCCGGACCGCUGGGCUUGCGCUCGAUACUCUGCAGCUCUUUGUCACCAACAUCGCCAAGCCCGGCUACCUGCGGGUGGGCCACGACUACCUCGUCAUCUGCGCGAGCCAGGCUGCUAAAUGGCUCUUCCUCUACCGCGACUCGAUCGAUCCGAUGACACUGUUGUCAGCGCACGCCACGCUGCUCGAGAUUGUCAAGGAGUGCUCGAGGCCCCAGUACCUGCCUAGCGGGGAACCCUCCAACAUCGAGCGCGAAGCGCCCGGCUAUCUCGUCCGUUAUGUCGAAGCCCUCAUCAAUGGCGGUCUCAACGCUGCAUUGCAGAAGAUGGUCACUCGACAGGGAUCGGCAUCGAGAAAGAAAACCCUGCCCGCCGAGCUCGCGGGGCAGGGCGACGCGGGAGGGCGUCACAGAUUCAAGUCGGGCUCAUCGGGCUCGGCUCCAUCACCAGGUUUUGUGUCCAGGCAGCCCUCAUUCGGGUCGACGCCAAGCGGUCUUGAGGCGCAGCAUACCCCGGGACAGCCCGUCCCCUCGAUCCCCUUGGCGCCUCCCGAACGCGAACGCAGAGCCGUCCCGACCACGCGUGCAGAAUCAUCAAUGCGCUUCGCUACCGGUAACCCCUGGUCGGACAGCGGCGCGCGGAGCGGUCAGAUGCCAACAGGUUUUACCGCAAUGACCAUGCCCUAUGAUCGCGGCCAUCGGCAGCCUGCUUCGCAACUCACAGCCGCAUACGGCUACGGUGAAGGCACCACCAACGCCGGCGGGUCCCCGGCUCCGUCCUCGCCCUCAACAGCUUCGAGCGCUCGAGUCAUCAACCCGCCGCACCCCGCCUACCUGUCCAACCAGCAGUACCAGUAUGCGCUGCCCGCGCACCGUCCGCUCUCCGGCGGGUCCUUCCGCAACGGCCCGUGGAGCGUUUACGAAGGCGCCGAAUCGAGUCCCGACCUGGGCCAGCAAAUGUCAUCAUUCACCGCGGUCCAGGGCACGCCAACCCAAUCAUACCCCGAUCGGCAGCUGGCACCUGGUCUUUCCCAGCAUUUUGCCACAUCAUCGGCACUGGCUAUGGAUCCUGCCCAGGACCACAACGUGCCCCUGGCGCCGGCAGUUGCACCGUUACCCGCAGACAAGGCAUCGCUGGGCAGCCUGGUCAGCCUCAACGCGCAGGACCUGUCGUAUUGGGACAGCAUCCUCGGCUCGGACCUGUCCAGCUUCAACUGA
Pseudozyma flocculosa PF-1 is the source of this 3060-nucleotide messenger RNA. RefSeq lists its product as uncharacterized. Gene Ontology annotation, biological process: regulation of DNA-templated transcription. Gene Ontology annotation, molecular function: transcription cis-regulatory region binding; DNA-binding transcription factor activity, RNA polymerase II-specific; zinc ion binding. The record is from RefSeq and is a predicted model, not a curated record. NCBI's taxonomy places the organism in Eukaryota, Fungi, Basidiomycota, Ustilaginomycetes, Ustilaginales, Ustilaginaceae. Gene Ontology annotation, cellular component: nucleus. The transcript is spliced from 2 exons. The coding region runs from base 1 to 3060 and encodes 1019 amino acids.